GAAGAUGAUGCAAGGUUAAAUCCUAAAGAAGAAGAUAGGGUUAAAAAAUUUUUUAAAGAGUUAUCUAACAGACCACAAGACUUUAAUCUGUUGCUAAUGACAAAUGUGAAAAUGGUAAACUCUACAAUUCCAGAUAUGGUGUUCAUCGAUUUAUACAAUAAAAUACUUGAUGCUGAGAAGAUUCUUAAAGAAAAAACACUUAAAGUAUCUCACACAGAAUAUGAAAUCCUUGACUCACACUAUCCUCUUGGGAAAGCAUUGGAGAAGAAAUUGGCUAAAUUAAAAUUUAUUCAUUCUACUCAAACUGUGAAAAUCUUGCUUAAUGUAGAAAUUAAGUGA
Funneliformis mosseae is the source of this 339-nucleotide messenger RNA. Lineage: Eukaryota; Fungi; Glomeromycota; Glomeromycetes; Glomerales; Glomeraceae. The record is from the annotation of a GenBank genome assembly.